Salvia splendens (bonfire salvia) is the source of this 1928-nucleotide messenger RNA. Its product is annotated as F-box/kelch-repeat protein At1g55270-like. NCBI's taxonomy places the organism in Eukaryota, Viridiplantae, Streptophyta, Magnoliopsida, Lamiales, Lamiaceae. The coding region runs from base 407 to 1726 and encodes 439 amino acids. Gene Ontology annotation, molecular function: protein binding. The record is from RefSeq and is a predicted model, not a curated record. The transcript is spliced from 2 exons.
GGUCCAGCUGUAAUCUUCAAUUUAGCCUUUUUGGUCAGAGAAGCGAAAAAACAUAGUGUUUUUGUGUAUGUAUAUGUCAGUUACGUGUGUAUCUGAGCUGAGCUGUGUAGAGGAGAUAGAUGCCCCAACAAAAGUCCCAACUCCCAAGCAUAAAUUUUGCUGUUUUGUUUAAUUUUGCUGUUUGGUUUCUUGUUUGCAUUUCAGAGCUCAAAUGGGUCCCCCUGAAAGGAGUUAAUUUUAGGGCUUGAGUGAUUCUUCCCUUUUUCCCAUCUCCAUAUGUUUGGUACUCAAGAGCUUCUCACCACCAACUGCUGAAUUGUUCAGAUUUCAAGAUUUUGGCUUUCUGGGUUCUUGAUCUGAGAUUCUUGUCAUUUUUCAUAUAUAUGUAUGAGACUGCAUUUUUUAUAUGUCUAUGGACCAAACAAUUGAGAGAUCUCCUAAUGGGCUAAGGGUUUUCAGAGUUCAACCUCCAUUGGUUGAUUCUGUAUCAUGUUACUGCAAGGUGGAUUCGGGGUUAAAAACAGUUGUUGGGGCAAGAAAAUUUGUCCCGGGUUCUAAGAUAUGCAUCCAACCAGAUAUCAAUCCUCAUGCACACAAGACAAAGAACUCUCGUCGGGAGAGGAACAGGGUACAGCCACCACUUCUACCAGGACUGCCUGAUGAUCUUGCGAUUGCUUGUCUGAUUCGAGUCCCUCGUGUGGAACAUAAUAAACUUCGUCUAGUUUGCAAACGGUGGUUCAAGCUUCUAGCUGGGAAUUUCUUCUACUCUCUUAGGAAGAGUCUCGGUAUGGCAGAAGAAUGGGUAUACGUAAUGAAAAGGGACCGCGAUGGGCGAAUCUCGUGGCAUGCCUUCGAUCCAACCUACCAACUCUGGCAGCCCCUUCCGCCCGUCCCAUCAGAGUACAGCGGGGCCCUUGGAUUCGGCUGUGCUGUGCUUAGUGGCUGUCACCUUUACUUAUUCGGUGGGAAAGACCCGCUAAAGGGAUCGAUGAGACGAGUUAUAUUUUACAGUGCUCGGACAAAUAAAUGGCAUCGGGCACCGGACAUGCUCCGGAGAAGGCACUUCUUUGGCUCGUGUGUCAUCAACAACUGUCUGUACGUGGCCGGAGGCGAAUGUGAAGGGAUUCAAAGAACUUUGCGAUCCGCGGAGGUAUAUGAUCCGAACCGGAACCGGUGGAGCUUCAUUGCUGACAUGAGCACAGCAAUGGUGCCAUUCAUUGGGGUUGUGUAUGAUGGGAAAUGGUUUCUAAAGGGGCUUGGAUCCCACAGGGAGGUUCUGAGUGAGGCCUAUAUACCGGAAUCCAACGCGUGGAGUCCAAUAAACGACGGGAUGAUAGCUGGCUGGCGCAACCCGAGCAUCUCCCUGAACGGGAAGCUCUACGCUCUGGACUGCCACGACGGGUGCAAGCUGAGAGUGUAUGACGAGGGUUCGGACACGUGGAAUAGAUUCAUCGACAGCAAGCUCCACCUGGGGAACUCUCGGGCCCUGGAGGCUGCAGCCCUGGUGGCCCUGAACGGGAAGCUGUGCAUCAUCCGGAACAACAUGAGCAUCAGCAUAGUAGACGUGUCGAGCCCCGACAAACGAGUUGAGAGCAAUCCUCAGAUAUGGGAAAACAUAGCGAGUAAAGGCCAUUUUAGGAAUCUGUUCACGAAUCUGUGGUCGAGCAUAGCUGGGAGAAGUGGAUUGAAGAGCCAUAUUGUGCAUUGUCAGGUGCUUCAAGCGUGACUCAACUACCUACAUAUUCAACCCAAUCCCCUUCCCAUUAUUGUAAAAGAGCAAAAUAUUUGGGUUGGCCUUCGAUUUUGAGGUCCUCAAUCUUGAUCUUCAAGGCAAAACAAAAAAGAACAAAAAAAUUAUUUUUAUUUCUCGUAUUAUCUGUGUGCAUAUUUUUUCCCUUAAAUUAAUAGUCGAUUAAAGUUCAAUUUUA